ACGCGUAAACGAAGCUCGACACACAACAACAACAUCGUUGUGUAAGUGUCCGAGCACAGCGGAGAGAAAGUCGCUGUGUUCUCUGAUCAGUUCCAGACAUGGCCCUUGUGCGGUUAUGUGCCUCACUCAGCAGACACGCGCCGGCUGUGGAGUCUGUCUUUAAGGUGUCAGGGUGUUCACGGGCUGCCAGCGGAGCGGCGAAGGACAAGGAGCCGCUGAAGAAAGCCAAGACCCCGCAGGGUCUGUUUGACAGCCCCGAGGAGAAGAGCAAAGAUGUUCUGGAAAAGUUCCCUGAUGAUGUGAACCCUGUAACCAAGGAGAAGGGGGGUCCUCGGGGGCCAGAGCCCACCCGCUACGGAGACUGGGAGAGAAAGGGCCGCUGUGUGGACUUCUAGUUCAUUACCCAUAAAUCUGAUACAUCACACCUGUAUUAUGGAGAUGUAUAGUCAGCUGCACUUUGAAAACCAUUGAUUGUGUUUGCGGUGCACUCCAAAUCUGAGUUUCUGAUCAGAAGGUGAGCUCUGUUUCUGAAUGUAUUGAAUGAAUACUUACAGGGAACAAAGAUAAUUAUUUAUACAUUUUGGACGAAUGGACUCGUGUAUCCUGAAUUUUGUUCAAGGGGUCAUGCUCCAAAAACAAAAUGUCAUCAGAAAUCACUUAAAUACACGAGGCUCCAAGACAUGUUUAGGUGUUUUGUUUCAGGCUAGGGUGAGACGUGGUUCUGAGUGCUGGUCCUGUAUGCUCACUGUAUUCUGUCCACAAGUAUGAAUGUUGAGAUCAAUAAAAGGAAAGAUGGUUCUAUGUACAA
Messenger RNA from Micropterus salmoides (largemouth bass), 808 nucleotides. It is a transcript of the gene sdhaf4, whose product is annotated as succinate dehydrogenase complex assembly factor 4. The transcript has 3 exons. Lineage: Eukaryota; Metazoa; Chordata; Actinopteri; Centrarchiformes; Centrarchidae. Gene Ontology annotation, cellular component: mitochondrion. Gene Ontology annotation, biological process: mitochondrial respiratory chain complex II assembly. The record is from RefSeq and is a predicted model, not a curated record. Bases 99 to 395 code for a protein of 98 amino acids.